AUGGAGAGUCAGAGUCCCGAGUUCAAGGAGGAAAGAAUGACAAGUAGUUUGAACCUUCAAAGUUUGUCUGGGAUGCAGGCUGAUGAUUCUUUAAUCACAGAGGAUUAAUUGGAUUUUAAAGGUCAGGAUGAAAGUGCAGAUAAGUAAAAUUCCUGGCUUACAAAAAGGAAAAAUGGAGCAUUUAAAAGUGUAGAAUAUUAUUAGCUCGACACUUCAUAGAGCUAGAAUAGUACAAAUAAAGGAUCAAACCCUUCAAGCGAAAACUCAAGUCCUCUUAAGAAAGGAAAUUAAUUUAGCAAUCGCACCAAGGAUUUUAGAUAAAAUCUUAAAGGUUCCUUGAAUUUGGGUCUAGAUCGCUCCAAAUUUCAAUCUAGUACCUCAUUUUCAAGUGUGAUAAAUAUGGAAAAUAUAACUGCCGACGAAAUUCAAAAAAUUGAGCAAGAAUUUCGAAAUGAGUUUGAGAAAUAUUACAUCGAGGGGAAGUUUAUUGGCGAGGGAUGCUCAGCAGUUGUAAAGGAAUGUGAAAACAGAGCAACUGGACAAAAGUAUGCUGUAAAGAUUAUGCGUAACUUAGAUGAGGAGAGAGUCGCUGCGGCCAAAAAUGAAUUUGAUUUAUUAAAAAGUCUGAAGCACUCCAAUAUCGUAAAGGUGUAGGAAUUUUUCGUGACACACAAGUAGAUAUACAUGAUUAUGGAGAGAGUAGAAGGGUAAGAGCUAAUGGACAGGAUAUCUGAGAUUGAGAAAUAUGAUGAAAACAUAGCAAAGAAACUUUUUAGACAAGCCCUUUUAGCUAUUGAAUAUCUUCAUGAAAAUACAAUCUGCCACAGAGACAUUAAGCCUAGUAAUAUCUUGGUGUUGAAUAAUAAGGAGAAAAUAAAGUUAACUGACUUCAAUAUAUCAAAACUUUGUAAAAAUAAAAACUUUCAGAUGCUAACUCAUACUGGUACCGAAUCUUUUUCAGCCCCUGAAAUGUUUAGUUCAGAAGUAUACAAUGAGAAAAUUGAUCUAUGGAGCGCUGGUUGCGUACUUUAUACAAUGCUAGCAGGCUAUUAGCCUGCUAACAAGCUUUAUAAGAUGAUAAAAGAGGGAAUUUAUGAUCUAGAGGGGGAAACUUGGCAAGAUAUUUCAGAGAACGCAAAAGACUUGAUUAAAAAAUUACUCACUGUCGACCCUGAGUAAAGACUUUCUGCCAAAGAGGCAUUAAAUCAUCCUUGGGUGAGUGUUUAGGAAGAUAAACCAUUCGCCCUUUCAACAGUUGUUACUAAAAUGAACUAAAGAAAGUCAAUCAGACUUAUGGACGUUAACUUAAACAAGUUAAGUGAGAAUCUCUAUCCAAAUAUAGACUAUUCUUAAAUAUACUAAAGCCUUUUGCAAAAAGGCUUAGAUCCGAUAAAGUAAAAAAGGGAACGUAAGAUGUCAAUGAGGGAAGACUCGAAGAUGAUGGCUUUUUAAAAUCCAUCUAGGGUUACUUCUCGCAGAAAGAACACUGACUUCUCUAUCGAUGAUGAAGCUUACAAUAAUCUCAAUAAAUAGUAAACUACGACUACUAAUGAGAAUAACUUAGAUGCAAAAUCAUUGCAAGCCAAAGACUUAAUGGGUUGCCAACUUUCAAACAUUGAUGAAAUAUCAGACAGACAAAGCGAUGCUAACACAUCUCCCUAGAAAACUCCAAGAAACGGCAGUAUCAAUGCAGGAUUUGAAGAUUUCGAUUUUCCUCUUUAGAGAUAAUCAAGUUUUAGUAUAACUCUCAGCAAAUAAGAAUUAUCACCGAAGGACGAAAUAAGAGAGCAACAAGAAGAAGAGGAUGAAUAGUGA
Molecule: messenger RNA, 1815 nt
Organism: Stylonychia lemnae
Lineage: Eukaryota; Ciliophora; Spirotrichea; Sporadotrichida; Oxytrichidae
Source: the annotation of a GenBank genome assembly